AUGUCCAUUCAGUUCUGCAGACAGAACCGAUGGAGACGCAAAGAGACGGAGGAGCGUCGGGUGGAUAAAAUCUUGGUGCCAAGAAGCAGCAGUCCGGUCACUGUGUACGUUGAGCUCCCAUGCGUCCUUGAUCAAGAAUUUUCAACAAUUGCAUGGGAUGAUUUAGAAGACUGCACCUUUGCGGUGACACAGGAGAGAAACUCGCUGGACUCUCAGAAUGGAUCUGACCCAGGACAUUUUGGAGAUUAUGUGCUGGAUUUCAUGGCAGAGUCUGCUGCCACACUCGAGAGCAGCCUGUCUUCAGCAGAGCUGGUGCAGUUUCAGGGAUGUGUCAUUCCUCCCCUCACCCCCCAGGGGGACUUUGCUCCAGAGGAUAGUCUGGUUCAUACAUCCACAGAGACCGACAGCCUUCAAGGCCACGAUGGAGAACUGUGGAGGAGCAUGGCAGAGUGUCAUGAAAGGGAAUUGGGGCAUGCUGGUGCCAUCAACAAACAGCUCCACGAGACUUUUCACAGACAACAGGAAGAGCUGGACUCCCUGCAGGAGAGGAACCUUCACCUCAGGCAGCUGGCCAGUCGAGCGAAGCACCUGGCCUCAGCACUCGAAAAACUGAUGACAGUCGGAGACCAACAUGUAGGAGAACCAGUGGUGCAGUCAGUUGAUAAUGGCUCGCUGGGUCCCUGUAAGCGGCAGCGACUGGACGAAGGAUAUGAAACAGAGUCCUCUGACUCAGUGGAAGACCUGCUGAAGGACAUCAGCACCCGCUGCAAUGCCGUCCUCCACAGCAACGCUGGAUUAGGACAGCAUGGGGAAACAGAGACGAUACGCAUGUACGGUGCAUUCUCAGGCCUUCAGAUGUCUACACUCAAUGACGGGAGAACGAGCGUCGAUGGACCUGAUGCCGGAGACAGUGUCUCAUCCUUUAGAACAACUAUUAGAGAACAUGGCACCAUAAGGACUCAGGUGUUUCCCCAUGGACAUGCAUUUACCUCACGAACUCAGCAAGGGGGAUACCGCUUUCGCUGGUUACCCAACCACAACUAAAAUCAGAGAUUAGAGCAGCAGCUCUGGUUAUAAAGGUGCUAUUAACUAUAAGAGAGUGGAAAGAUGUAUGGGUAGACAGCUCUUU
Molecule: messenger RNA, 1129 nt
Organism: Cololabis saira (Pacific saury)
Lineage: Eukaryota; Metazoa; Chordata; Actinopteri; Beloniformes; Belonidae
Gene: mcidas
Product: multiciliate differentiation and DNA synthesis associated cell cycle protein
Exons: 7
Coding region: 1-1044 (347 amino acids)
Biological process (GO): negative regulation of cell cycle; negative regulation of DNA replication
Cellular component (GO): nucleus
Source: RefSeq, a predicted model, not a curated record